This is a messenger RNA of Ictidomys tridecemlineatus (thirteen-lined ground squirrel), 2089 nucleotides long. Lineage: Eukaryota; Metazoa; Chordata; Mammalia; Rodentia; Sciuridae. The record is from RefSeq and is a predicted model, not a curated record.
UGGUCUUGAACCUCCAGAAUUAUUCGAAAAAAUGGCCAAAAGAAUUGCCGAGAAGGAAUUGACAGAUAGAAACUGGGACCAAGAAGAUGAAGCUGAAGAGGUGGGAACAUUUUCAGUGGCCAGUGAGGAAGUCUUGAAGAAUAGAGCCAUAAAGAAAGCAAAGCGGAGAAAUGUUGGGUCUGAAUCUGACAGUGGAGGAGCCUUCAAAGGUUUUAAAGGCUUGGUUGUGCCUUCUGGAGGUGGAGGGUUUUCUGGAUUUGGUAGUGGCCCUGGAGGGAAGCCUCUGGAAGGACUGUCUAAUGGAAACAGCACUAGUGCCCCUCCCUUCACUGGUGCAAGGGCAGCAGCAGAGCCUAAGGCAACCUUUGGUUCUUUUGCUGCAAAUGGCCCAACUGCCUUGGUGGAUAAAAAGAUUUCAGAUCCCAAAACUAACGGCAGCAGUCCACAGCCCUCGUCCUCCAGCCUUGCUUCUAGCACAGCCUGUGCAGGGAGCACCUACCACAAACAGCUGGCGGCCUUGAACUGCUCUGUUCGGGACUGGAUAGUGAAGCACGUGAACACAAACCCCCUGUGUGACCUGACACCCAUCUUUAAGGACUAUGAGAAGUACCUGGCCACUAUUGAGCAACAGCAUGACAAUAGUGGCAGUGGAAACUCUGAAAGCGGAAUGAGCCAGAUGUCAGUUGACACACAGACCCCUUCCCUGUUUGGUUCAGCAAAACUAUCACAAGAGUCAACAUUUUUGUUUCAUGGCAACAAAACUGAGGACACAUCUGAGAAGAAAAUGGAGGUUGUGUCUGAAAAGAAGACCGACAUAGCACCAGAAGCAGCAAGUGUCUCGUUUAAUUUCGGCAAGAAAAUUGAUAGCUCUGUUUUGGGCUCACUGAGCUCUGGUCCCUCAGCUGGAUUUUCAUUUUCACCUGGAAACUCCAGUUUAUUUAGUAAAGAUAUUACCCAGAGUAAACCAGUUUCUUCACCAUUGGAGGGUCAAGCAGAAGGUGGCAGUAAUGAAUGCAAAGGUGAAGACGAAGAGGAGAGUGAUGAGCCUCCCAAGGUGGUGGUCACUGAAGUGAAGGAAGAAGACGCUUUCUACUCCACCAAGUACGACAUGACCCUGGGAGCUGGCUUGGGAGUCCCGGGGCUGUGGGUCAGCUUGUCCUCAUCAAGGCCUGAGCUCACCCUGGGCAUCUCUGAACUGGAACGGGGAGAACCCUUGGCCUGCUAUUUUAAACAGGCCAGGUCUGGAGAUUUCCUGCUGAGCACAUGUGUCCAUGCUUUAGAGACAGACUUCUUCCCCUGCCCCUUUUCUUCCUUCUCUCCCUUCUCCUUUCAUCGUGAAGAAAGUUGGUUUGGUUUUGCUUCUGCUCCUUAUCUGGAAGCGUCCCUGACCCCUUCCUGGAGACCUGGUCUUUCUGGAUUUUCUUACAGACAAGAGUUGGGCACAGUGACCCGCCACCCCUUCUUAAUUUAUAAUAACGACACCGUAAUGUCACCAUUGCCCAGUAAGUUGUGCUGGUCUCUGACAGAGAUGAUGUUCUUGUUUGUGGGUUGUACCAGCUCGUUCUUCCUCCAGUCCUCUCAGCUGAGCCAGCUGGGUGUGCGAGUGGGAGCAUUGGGCAGGGCCACCAGAGACCUCCCGGCACUCUGUCCAGGCAACAUACUAUUGAAUGUUUUGAUUCCACCCAAUAUGCCAUGUAGCCGAACAGGGAAAAACAAUGUACUCAUUGUCUGCAUUCCAAACCCACCACUUGAUGAGAAGAGUGCCACCGUCCCUGCCACCAUGUUGAUUCGGGUGAAAACUAGUGAGGAUGCAGACGAGUUGCACAGGAUUUUACUGGAGAAAAAGGGCGCCUGAAGGUGAAGUCGGAGGAGGCAUUGCCAAGUUGCUGCUCCUCCACCUCCCUUUAAACUUAGUUUUUCUUUUCUUUGACCUUCUAAGGACUUCUAGAUAACUUAAAACUGUUGUGGGGAAGAUUAAGGCCAAUAAAACCUUUCAAUGUUUUAUUUCAAUGUCAAGGAACUGUAUUCUCCCUUCUUCCAAGACUGACAACUGUGCAAAAUACAUUCGAAUGAAAUUUUUUGGAAGUUU